This is a messenger RNA of Xenopus tropicalis (tropical clawed frog), 2287 nucleotides long. It is a transcript of the gene hnrnpa3, whose product is annotated as heterogeneous nuclear ribonucleoprotein A3. The transcript is spliced from 10 exons. NCBI's taxonomy places the organism in Eukaryota, Metazoa, Chordata, Amphibia, Anura, Pipidae. Gene Ontology annotation, molecular function: RNA binding; nucleic acid binding. Gene Ontology annotation, cellular component: ribonucleoprotein complex; nucleus. The record is from RefSeq and is a predicted model, not a curated record. Bases 16 to 1173 code for a protein of 385 amino acids.
CACCCUACACCUAAAAUGGCGCCCCAGCUCCGCACACAAACAACUUCCCCAUCGCACCGCCCUGAGUGGGCGUGGCUAGCCGUAGGAAGGGCGGGGAAAGUUCUCCCAGAAGGACGUGUGUUUGCGUGCUCGCCUUGUGCGCGCGCCUUCUCUUCCUCUUCUUCCCGCUCGGCAGGAGAAGCAGCAGCACCAUUCGGGAGAGAGCGCUGUGCUAUGCCUCGGGGCGCAAUGGAUGACCACUGGCCUUCCACAGACGAUCAGGGACACGAACCAAAGGAACCCGAACAGCUAAGAAAGCUGUUUAUUGGCGGCCUGAGCUUUGAGACAACAGAUGACAGCUUGAGGGAGCAUUUUGAACAAUGGGGAAAGCUCACAGACUGUGUUGUUAUGAGAGAUCCACAGACAAAGCGUUCCAGGGGCUUUGGGUUUGUUACCUACUCAUGCGUAGAGGAAGUAGAUGCUGCUAUGUCUGCAAGACCACACAAAGUUGAUGGCCGUGUCGUUGAACCUAAAAGGGCAGUUUCCAGAGAAGAUUCUGCAAGACCUGGCGCACAUCUAACAGUAAAGAAAAUAUUUGUGGGCGGAAUCAAAGAAGAUACAGAAGAAUACCACUUGCGUGACUACUUCCAGAGUUAUGGCAAGAUUGAAACCAUUGAAGUUAUGGAAGACCGGCAAAGUGGGAAGAAAAGAGGAUUUGCAUUUGUUACUUUUGAUGAUCAUGACACAGUUGACAAAAUCGUUGUUCAGAAAUACCACACAAUCAAUGGGCACAAUUGUGAAGUGAAAAAGGCUCUUUCCAAACAAGAAAUGCAGACAGCCAGCGCCCAAAGAGGUGGUAAUUAUGGAGGUGGUCCUGGCUAUGGUGGCAGAGGUUAUGGAGGCAGCCCAGGCUAUGGAAACCAAGGUGGUGGAUAUGGUGGUGGCGGCAGUGGAGGAGGAGGAGGAGGAUAUGAUGGCUACAAUGAAGGCGGAAACUUUGGCGGUGGAAACUAUAAUGACUUUGGAAACUAUGGAGGACAGCAACAAUCAAACUAUGGUCCCAUGAAAGGUGGCAGCUUCAGUGGAAGGAGCUCAGGAGGAAGUGGCAGCGGUCCCUAUGGUGGCGGAUAUGGAUCUGGUGGAGGUGGCGGCGGCGGAGGAGGUGGUGGAAGUUAUGGGGGCAGAAGGUUUUAAGGCUCCCAACAGAAAAGGCUACAGUUCUUAGCAAGAGAGCGAGGAGUUGUCAGGAAAGCUGCAGGUUACUUUGAGACAGUCGUCCAUGCAUUAGAGGAACAGUAAAAUCUACCACAGGAGCAGCGAUGAUCCAUAGGCAGAAAAGUUACUGCAGCUUAAACAGGAGGCAUUUCUUGUUCAGGACUGUCAUAGCCUCAGUUUGCUAAAAGUGCAGCUGAUGAUUAAUGCAAUGUAGUGUUGAUUUAGAUGUACAUUCCUGAGGUUUUUUUUUUUCUAGUUCGUCACCCAUAUUCCCCAUUACAUCAGGUAUAACUGCCCUGUAAAUUGUGUUAGUGGUACCAGGAAUAAAGAAUUAAGGACUUUUUAACUUUUAAACUUGUGUAGUACAGUGUUUUCUCACUUGUCAGGGCAUAAAGCAUUGCCCAACAAAAUAAACAUGCUUUCUUUUAUUCCUAAUGGAGUUAGUGUCAGACUUUCUUAAGUAUCCCCUACUACUGAGAGAAUUUAAAGUGCAAUUCAAAGAAAUUCAAUGCCAGUUUUCAAACAGGCCUUUUUUGUAAUAUAAGCUGUUGCAAAGAUUCGCUAGUUUAACCUCACAAUCAGUGGCUACUGCUGAACAGUAAUUGAUUAAAGGGGAUUUCAUGCCUAAACAAGAUAAUGGGAGUUAUUUCUCUCAUUAAGAACACUUUUGUAGGUUUAGAUUCAGCUUGUUUCCAAUGAAUAUAUUGCUGGUAAUGGCCAUGGUACACCAUGUUUGCUGCCUCAAAAUCUGAUGCUAGUAAAUUUAGUUGCCAGUGAGAUUAUAUUGGCUAUCAAGAAAAAGGCAAUCUUUCACCAAAAUCUAUUAGGGCUCAUCACAAAGUGAAAUGUGUACUAACAUGCACAUUAAGGUGGCUUAUUUCCUUUGUUUCAGUUAGUUUCAACUCUAGCACUGUCCAUGACGCGUAGGAGCAAAACUCUUGUUUGCUUGAUUGUUUUGUAUUUAGAAUCUUGUGCCUCUUUGGUUAAAAGCUGUAAGCAGGCUAAUGUGGGACUUUGGUGAGCUCCAUAUGAAUGUUGUACUUGUCAUUAGAUCCCCUUACUCAUAUGUUGACCUAAUAAACUAGAUUGAAUC